Lotus japonicus is the source of this 1026-nucleotide messenger RNA. RefSeq lists its product as uncharacterized. Bases 61 to 702 code for a protein of 213 amino acids. The record is from RefSeq and is a predicted model, not a curated record. The transcript is spliced from 5 exons. NCBI's taxonomy places the organism in Eukaryota, Viridiplantae, Streptophyta, Magnoliopsida, Fabales, Fabaceae.
AGCCUAAUAUAAAAUCUAAUUAUAAGAGCAAGUGAGGGAAAAAAUUGGCUACUUGGUUCAAUGGCUGCAACUCGCAUCACAAUCGCAAACAAGAUUCAUCAUCGUCUUUCCCAGUACUCCAACUCCAGGUCCAUCUUCUCCACUCCGCAGUUGCAGAAUUCAUGGGUCGACAAGGUCAAAACCGUCUUCACCGGCCAAAAAACCACCACCACCACUGAAAACCCCUCCUCCACCACCGACUCAUUCACCCUCCUCCAUUUCGCCGAUGAAAUGAAGAAGGCACGGAAAAUCGGAGCAUUCAAGGAUUACGUGGUUGGGAGAAGCAGCGAAGUCACUUUCACUACCGCAUUCGAGAAAAACGAAGCCAUUAUUCGAUUUCUCGGUGUUUUGGAUCCUACUGGAGAGAAGCUCCAGAGUGCUCAGAAACAAGCGGCCGCGAAGCAUUGUAACUGCACCAUUAUUGAUGUGGAGAAUGCGCUUGCCAAGUUUACUUGGGCUAAAGAGGCGCAGAAGAAGAUUGAGAAGUUGAAAGAAGAAGGAAAACCCAUGCCAACAAGCAUUGCUGAGGUCCAAAAGCUGGUUGGUUCAAGUCCAUUGGAUCAUGCAAGGUCUAAUUUGGCUCAAAGUGGACAAAUUAGCAGGAAUGCACCAUGUCCAUGUGGUUCAAAAAAGAGAUAUAAAAGAUGCUGUGCAAAGGAUUGAAGGAAUUGAGAGGCUAACUAUUAAACUGCAAGGUAGCCUGAUCUAUUUAGAGAUGCUCACGCAUUACUGAACUGAUCUGCAGUCAUGUUUUCAGAUGAAGCUGCUCUAUGCACUCAGACUGCAAGCAUUCUCACAGUUAACUGAUGUUAGGAUCAGACAUUUUGCCAAAUAGUUGCUUGAGUUUGUUAAGCUUUGUAAUUUUUGAAGUGCUUAUAGGGAGAACAAAAUCUUUUUGAUCAUUUGAAGAAUACUUAGUUAGUUCUCUUCCUUCCCUAACUUCCCCUACAUAAAAUGGCAAGAGAACAAGAAAAGAAGUUUGUUGAA